CCCCGAUAAACUGCAGAACGAUCUGUCAUGGUGGCCGGGAUGUUAGGUUUGUGCGGCCGCCGCCUUUUGGCGGUGGCGGCGAGGCGAGGGCUCCCGGCUGCCCGUGUUUGCUGGGAAUCCAGCUCCUCCAGGGCUGUGAUCGCCCCGUCCGCUGUGGCGGGAAAGCGGCCGCCGGAACCGACUUUACACUGGCAGGAGGACCCAGAUGCUGAGGACGAAAACCUCUACGAGAAGAACCCAGACUCCCACGGUUAUGACAGGGACCCUGCUGUGGACCUCUGGAACAUGCGGGUCGUCUUCUUCUUUGGCUUCUCCAUCAUCUUGGUCCUUGGCAGCACCUUUGUGGCUUAUCUGCCUGAUUACAGGAUGCAGGAGUGGGCCCGCCGGGAAGCUGAGAGGCUUGUAAAAUACCGAGAGGCCAAUGGCCUCCCCAUCAUGGACUCCAACUGCUUCGACCCCAGCAAGAUCCAGCUGCCAGAGGAUGAGGACUGACCGGUUACUGAAAGGGGCUUAAGAAGCACCACCUUCUCCACCCCUUGUCUGCCAUUCUGCCCUCUCUUCAGAGCACCUAAUUAAAGGGACUGAAACUGUG
Globicephala melas (long-finned pilot whale) is the source of this 592-nucleotide messenger RNA. Lineage: Eukaryota; Metazoa; Chordata; Mammalia; Artiodactyla; Delphinidae. The record is from RefSeq and is a predicted model, not a curated record.